This is a messenger RNA of Electrophorus electricus (electric eel), 447 nucleotides long. Its product is annotated as hemoglobin subunit beta-2-like. Gene Ontology annotation, cellular component: blood microparticle; haptoglobin-hemoglobin complex; hemoglobin complex. The record is from RefSeq and is a predicted model, not a curated record. Gene Ontology annotation, biological process: hydrogen peroxide catabolic process; oxygen transport. Gene Ontology annotation, molecular function: oxygen binding; organic acid binding; oxygen carrier activity. NCBI's taxonomy places the organism in Eukaryota, Metazoa, Chordata, Actinopteri, Gymnotiformes, Gymnotidae.
AACAUGGUUGAGUGGACAGAUUUCGAGCGCGCUACCAUCCAGGACAUCUUCUCCAAGAUUGACUACGAUUCCGCGGGUCAUAAUGCACUGACAAGAUGUCUUGUCGUGUACCCCUGGACCCAGAGGUAUUUCGCUAAAUUUGGAAACUUGUACAAUGCCGCUGCCAUCAUGGGAAACCCCAGUGUUGCCGCCCACGGAGCAGUUGUACUGCGCGGUCUGGAGAGAGCCGUGAAGAACAUGGACAACAUCAAGGCCGCCUACACUGAACUGAGUGUCCUGCACUCCGAGAAACUGCACGUGGAUCCCGACAACUUCAGGCUGUUGGGUGACUGCAUCACCAUCGUCGUUGCCGCCAAAAUGGGAGUUAGCUUCACCCCUGAUGUCCAGGCAGCUUUCCAGAAGUUCCUGGCUGUCGUAAUGGCUGCCCUCAGGAAGCAGUACCAGUAG